Phoenix dactylifera (date palm) is the source of this 2390-nucleotide messenger RNA. NCBI's taxonomy places the organism in Eukaryota, Viridiplantae, Streptophyta, Magnoliopsida, Arecales, Arecaceae. The record is from RefSeq and is a predicted model, not a curated record.
AGUCUCAACACGCGUCCAAAACCAAAGGCUACGAUGCUAUCGAUCGAGAGAGGAAGAAGGCUCGUGCCAAAGACUUAAGUGGGGGCGAGUCUCCUCUCUCGCCGACUCACCCUCGCCCAUGGACGACACCGACGAGCUCGAAAUCCUCGUCUCCAACCAACGCCGCGAACUCAUGUCCGCCCGGAUUGCCGAGUCCGACCUCGACCUCGCCUUCCGCCUUCAGAUGGAGGAGGCCAUGGCCGCCUCCCUCGCCGUCCUCCCCUCCCACUCCUCUUCCUCCUCCUCCGGCCCACGGCCGCCGCCACCUCCGCCCCCCUCCGGCGAUGAAGACGACGAGAUCUCCCAGGUCAUGGCCCUCCAAGCCCUAGAACUCGAACGCUUCCACCAAGAGAGACGAGACAGUGAGCAUUGCCAGGCCGAGUUCCGCCGCAUAGCCGAGGAUCUCCGCCGCCGCACCCACGACGAGCGCUUCGCCCGCGAGAUCGUCCACAUCUCGGACAAAGAAUGGGAGGAGUGGGGGGACGAAUUCGAGCGGCCGAUCGAGGCGGUUCGCAACGAGGAGGAGCCGCCGUUCCGGCUUUACUUUAAGGGCAUGACGAGCCGGGACUCCGUGAGGGGGAGGUGGCUCCAGCUUUCCGCCAUUGCGGCGGCGGUCUGCGAUCCCCAGGACAACCUCUUACUCAAAAUCCAGAAGCCGAUGCCGACGGCUGGCCGGGAAGUUUUUGAGGUCAAGGCGUUGAUCGAGGGGCUUAGUGCGGCUCUGUCUUUGGGCAUCAAGAGGAUCGAUGUGUUCUGUGACUAUAGAACUCUAUUUAAUCACAUUACAGGGAGAUGGUUUGUGAGACAGAACAAGGUUGCAAACAUAAUCAAUCAAGCAACAUUGCUGCAAGGGAAAUUCGAAAGAUGUCAAAUUUUCUUGCUUCCACGAUGCCAUAUCAAGUUUGUGUACAGAUUAGCAAGGGAUGUGAUAGAUUCUCAGAUCAACAAAAAUGUUGAGUUGGGUGGCAAUCAAAAUCUGAAGGAGACUUGCAAGAUCUGUCUAGAAGUUACAGAUCCUCCUCAAAUGUUUGUUGUUGGUGGUUGUUUGCACUGCUUUUGCUAUUCCUGUAUGAAACAACAUGUGGAAGUUAAGUUACUUCAUGCAAUGCUCCCUGGUUGCCCACAUGAUGGCUGCAAUACUAGGCUUGAUGUGGAGAGUUCCAGGAAAUUUUUGUCACCUAAAUUACUAGAUAUUAUGGUCCAGCGCAUAAAGGAAGCAUCAAUUCCUCCAAGAGAGAGAAUUUAUUGCCCAUACCCAAUGUGCUCAGCUCUGAUGUCAACAAGUGAAGCAAUACACCCUCAGCAGGUUGCUUCUUCUAAGCAAUUCAUUGAUACAUCUGGACUUAGAAAAUGUAUUAAAUGCACUGGCCUUUUCUGUAUCAACUGUAAGGUUCCAUGGCACGAGAAAAUGUCAUGCUUUGAGUAUAAAAGGUUAAAUCCAAACCCCCCUGCAGAGGAUUCAAAGUUACAGUCCCUUGCAAAACAGAAGUUGUGGCGCCAAUGUGUGAAAUGUAACCAUAUGAUUGAACUAGCAGAAGGUUGUUUCCAUAUGACUUGCAGAUGGAGAAUUACUGUCGAGAAUGGAGAUCUUGACCAGAUGCCUAGCUGUGAUCCUCCUCCUCCUCCUCUGAGUGAUGAAAAGGCCUUUGAAUUUGUCUGCUUGCUUCUUCGAUGUACCACUUAUUGAAGACCAGGUCAACCCUGGUAAGAGUUCAGGUUGUUAUGAGAUAAAAAAGUGGGAGUGGGAUAACAAAAUAUCUUUCAUUUAUAUGAAAAUUCAACUAUUUAAGUCAUAUGUAAAUCUGAAUCUUGUACAAAUUAGAAGUUGUAUUACAUAUAUCUCAAAUUUUUAAUCUCUGAUCAAGGGUGGUUGUUUUGUUAAGGGUAUACAUGUAUGUAUGUAUCAGGUUUUGACAGUGUGCUUGUCAAAAUUCCUUGUUUCCUUUCCAAUUUGAUUUUUAAUUUUUUCCCUUAAGUGCCAGGCUAUAAUUUUAUUGGGAUUUUUUAUUUCUUCUCCACAUGAUUGCUUCAUUCUCAUAUAACCUACUAAAAAUGCAUGCGCUGUCAGAUUUAUGGAUUUGUCUGACAUGCUUGGAUUGGUUCAUUUUGACAGUGUGCUUGUCAGAAUUCCUUGUUUGCUUUUCCAAUUUGAAUUUUAAUUUUUCCCCUUAAGUGGUAGGCUAUAAUUUUAUUGGGAUUUUUCUUUUCUUCUCCAAAAUUAUCUUUUUGCGAUUACUUCAUUCUCAUAUAUUAUAACCUAAUAAAAGUGCAUGCACUGUCAGAUUUAUGGAUUCGUUUUUUGCUAGCCCCUUUUCACUAGUGUUUUCGACCAAGGGAAAUUUGUUUGUCUU